ACGACCGCCCGCCCCCUACGACUCCCCUUCCCUCUCGCUCAGCAACAGCGGAGGUCAUCAGCAACACCUCCCACCCGUCCCCGUCCACGGUUUUCCAUCCGCUUCCAUCCUCCUCCGCCUUUGUCUUCUCGACAAAAUCAACGCCAUCACCACCGCGACAACCCCCACCCACCCCUUUUCCUUCUCUCGCUUUUUAAAACAACAAAUCAAGCAAACACGAUGGCGGACUACGGAGACUACUCGUCCAACGGCGCCGGCUACGACUCUGUCGGCGGUGGCGGCGGUGGAGCAGGAGGGCCCGGCUCGGGCUCGGGCGCUCAGGACUUCUCAGAGCUGACGGCCGACGACUAUCAGAUGAUGGAUCAGGGUGGCGAUGGCGGCGGCGGUGGCGGCGGCGGCGGCACCGGCGGCGGUGGUGGUGGGCCUGGCUCGGCUGGUGGUGCUGCCGGCUCUGUUGUGGCCGGCGGAGGUGGCGGCGGGCACGGCGGUGAACAGUCGGGCGGCGGUGGCGGCGGCGGCGCGGGCGGCGGAGGGAUCGUCGACGAGGAGGGGGCGAAGAUCAACGCGAGCCGGGGCGAGGAGGAUGACGGGAAGAUGUUUGUGGGAGGGUUGAGUUGGGAGACCUCCAAAAAGGACCUCAAGGACUACUUCAGCAAGUUUGGCGAAGUUGUCGACUGCACCAUCAAAGUGGACCCAAUGACCGGGCGGUCCCGGGGAUUUGGCUUCGUCCUCUUCAAGGACCCUGGCAGCGUCGACAGGGUAAGGGGGGGCGAUCCCUGUGCGCUUGCGACGGACCACAAGCUGGACGGCCGCGUGAUAGACCCCAAGCGUGCGAAGGCCAUGCGUCGCGAGCCCGUCAAGAAGGUGUUCGUGGGCGGCAUGAGCCCAGACACGCCCGAGGAUAAGAUCCGCGAGUACUUCAGCAGCUACGGGGAGAUCGAGGCGAUCGAGCUGCCCAUGGACAGCAAGACGAGCAAGCGCCGCGGCUUCUGCUUCAUCACCUUCAAGGAGGAGUCGUCGGUGAAGCGCUGCAUGGAGAAGAAGUUCCACGAUGUGGGCGCCAGCAAGUGCGAGAUCAAGCUGGCCCAGCCCAAGGAUGUCUACCAGCAGCAGCAGAGCGGCCGCGGCGGGCGCGGAGGCCGAGGGCGAGGAGGUUCCGCCCAGGGCUACACGCAGGGCUACAGCGGUGGCGGGGGCGGCGGAUACUACGGCCAGGGCGGAUACGGGGGCUACGGCGGAUACGGGCAGGGCUACGGCGGGUACGGGGGCUACCCCAACAGCUACGACUACACGGGCUACAACUACUACGGCUACGGACAGGGCAGCUACGGGGACUACGGAGGGCAGCAGGGCGGCUACGGCAAGGCCCCUCGCCGUGGAGGCACUCACCAGACGAGCUACCGGCCCUACUGAGCGGCCACCACCCCCAAAGGAUUCGACGUGGGGCCUCCUCCCUACCGCGUGCACCCCCCCCUUCCCGUACCCGCUCCCCCUGACGUGCGGUGACCCCCCCCCCCUACCGGGCCAGAGUCUCUCUCCCUCUCUCCCUGCUGCCGGAGGCCCCCCCUACCGGAGAAGGUCCUCCCCUCGGCUCCUCGCUUUCCCGUCCGGCUCCUCGUCCGUGCCUGGGCUCCCGCGUUCUUCUCCCGCAGUCUUGGGGGGGACGGCGCGGGAUAGCCCCUGGGUGGCGGACGAGGAGGGGGGAUGGGGGUAAUGAUGAUGAGUGGAGGGGAGGGAUGGUGGGGGGGGGGAGUCUGGUUGAGGUAGGCUGGGAGGGGAGGGAGCUCUGGCACUGGAGGGUUUGGGUGGAAGGGGGGUGGAGGGAGGAGGCCCCACAAAGUGACUACGCUGGAGGCUGGAGGUCUGCGUCCCCGGCGAGCGAGCGGCACGACGUUUUGCCUCUCGUGUUCCGCCGUGGUCCGUUACAACACCCCCCCCCCCACCCACUCCCCACUCCGCCCGUUGUGGUUUUUUUUGUGUAGUUGCAUUAUUUUUUUCGCUAUUGAAAUGUCUUUUGAUUUGGUAGAGUUUUCAUUUUUUUAAGCAAAAACGAAGCCCCGCCCCGCCAUCGGUUCCUCCUAUCCCUCCCCCCCCCCCCCACUCGUUCCUUUUUACCCCCUCCGACCCGUAAUCCGCAUUUUGAAAGUUAAUGAAUAAUAAAUAAGUCCCGAGUGUGUAAAAAAACGUAACGUGCUUUUUGUAGCGGGUCUGUUAUUUUACCGGUUUCUACCGUUGUCGUUGUUGUGGUUUUUUAUUGUUAUGGAAAGGCUUUUUUUUAAAGAGAUUCUACAUUGGGGGGGGGGGGGCAGGGGUUUGGGGGAGUGGGGGUAUGAGUUUGCAGCGCAAAGCAAAAAUAAGUUUGUCCCAGAAAUGUUUUAAACCGAACUUUACCUAAAUCUGGGAGGGGGGGGGGGCUGGGAGGGUGAAAAAGAAUUUUAAAAAAUUUCAUUCCCUUGGACAUUUCCGAACCAUUUUUGCCAGUAUUGUGUUCGUCACACUGCAACCUUUUUUUUUAAGAAAAUAAAAUUCAAAAUGCCUACA
Molecule: messenger RNA, 2541 nt
Organism: Petromyzon marinus (sea lamprey)
Lineage: Eukaryota; Metazoa; Chordata; Hyperoartia; Petromyzontiformes; Petromyzontidae
Source: RefSeq, a predicted model, not a curated record